Molecule: messenger RNA, 3867 nt
Organism: Mustela lutreola (European mink)
Lineage: Eukaryota; Metazoa; Chordata; Mammalia; Carnivora; Mustelidae
Gene: DPEP2NB
Product: DPEP2 neighbor
Exons: 2
Coding region: 2857-3228 (123 amino acids)
Source: RefSeq, a predicted model, not a curated record
CUGAGCAGAAGGCAGAGGCUUUAUUUAGCCCACUGGUCCACCCAGGUACCUCUAUUUUUAUUAUUUUUUGAAGUUUUUAUUCAUUUGAGAGAGCAAGCACGAGCAGAGAGGGAGAAGCAGACUCCCCACUGAGCAGGGAGCCUGAGGUGGGGCUCGAUCCCAGGACCCUGAGAUCAUGACUGGAGCCAAAGGCAGACGCCCAACCAACUGAGCCACCAAGAUGUCCCAUUCCAUUGCUGUUCAAUUAGUAAACAGAUUUUAUUUCUUGCCCCCCAAAACAUCCAUUAAGCAUCCCAGAGAAAGGGGAUGUGACUAGCAGAGAGAUUUUCUUCAACAGUGCCCAUGGCAAGCUUGGGCAUUCUUGGUGAACUCUCUCUGGGACGUACUGGCAGAAGAAGAGAAGACAGACAGACUGACACAGAAGUAUUGGUGUGCAUUUCCAGGCUCUACCUUCUUUCUCAUCUCUUGUGGCAGGGGAAGAGAAAAGAGAAACUUUUUACAAAACUGGCAAAAUAAGCAUAUAGCAUUCUCUGCUUCAUGGAACCUCUGCUAGGUUCCAGUUUCUGCAUCAUUCUAUAAGCCUAAAGUAAUGCACAGUUGAGAUCAAAUACUCCACAAAACAAAAUACUUGCACACUGAAAAUAAUGAGGUUGCAGAGAAAAGAAAUGGGCAUGGGGCAAUCUGCCAGGAGAGAAUAUUAUACUAAAUGCACAAUCAUAGCUCUCUUUUUCAUAGGAAGAAGUUUGAGGCUCAGAGAGUUAAAAGAACUUACUCAAAAUCAUACAAAUAUGACAGAAUCUAGUCUACCUGCACUAAGGGUUGAGUUUUAUACCAACUUUCAACAUUGCUCACUUUGACUCUCAAAAGCAACCCAGUUUGGACAAUAAUUUGGUAACUCUAUCCAUGGAUCACUCUGGCAGUACUGUUAAAAAUAGAUUCCAGGGCCACCUGGCUGGCUCAGUCUGUAGAGCGUGUGAUUCAGUCUCUGGACUAUGAGUUCAAGCCCCAUGAGGGAUAUGGAGAUUAUUUAAAAAUAAAAUCCUAAAAAAAGAGAAUUACAGGGGUGCCUGGGUGGCUCAGUGGGUUAAGCGUCUGCCUUCCACUAAGGUCAUUAUCUCAGGGUCCUAGGAUCGAGUCCUGUAUCGGGCUCUGCUUGGCAGGGAGCCUAUUCCCCCCUCCUCCGCCUGCCUCUUUGCCUACUUGUAAUCUCUGUCCAAUAAAAUCUUUAAAAAAUUACAGAUUCCUGAACUCAACCAUUUGUCUAUUCUCUUCUGCCUUCCCCAGAGAUGGAGUCAUGUCCCGAUAAGCCUUCAGUAACCUUUCCAGGUCAGAAUGAUGUUUUCAGACAAAUAAUCUCUCUGGAGCCUUGGGAGAAUCUAAGUGGUCUUCUGCUGACCCACCUACCAGAAACAAUCUCCUCCACGGUUCUCCCCUUCACACUUUUCCUCCUAGCUCUCCCCAAGGGCAGUCCACUCUAAUCAGGCCUGACUUCCUAUGUCCUCUAACACACACCACAUUAUAUUCAGGCAACCCUGGAAUAGAAAGAAGAUGAUGUGGUUCUCAACCAGGGUUGCCCAACCUCUCAAAUAGUAGUCCUGUCAUUUUCUACCUCCAGGACACAUCCCCUUUGCAACUGCCCUGGGAAACAAGCAUCCCAUCUUUGCAUAUUCAAGGUCAGCAAGAUGGGGGUCCCCUCCUAAGGAAGUUCAUCUCUCAUUGCUAGGAGGUUCUUGGCUGCACUAUAUCCAAGGCUGCCCCAAAUAUGGUUCUUUCCUGUGGGCCUGAUCAGGCUAAGGGCAGAGCUGUCUAUUUCCUCCACCUCUGAGUAGGACACAAUCAGCUUUUGUAACAUCUCUUCAGUUUGACCAUGUUUUUCACCCACACUUCUGCUGAGCCCACACUUGCUCCUGUCAGUGGUAGGACUGUUAUUACAGUAUUUGCUUUUUGUGGGGAGAGGUGAAUGUAAUAAUUAAAUUGUCAUUUUGUAUUGUCUUUUUGUCAUGAAUUUGUUUUGAAUUUUAUACUAAAGUGGGCCCAUCAUUCCCACUUUGUGAAGCCGUUCAGGACCCUCAUUUUGCCUUGGAGCACCUUUAACCUUUCUCCCAGUGUCACUUUGAAAUGUGAUGAGCUUGUCCUCACAUUCAUAUCAGGUACAAAUUCAGAGUCCGACUUGAAGCCCUACCAUAGAGCAGAGCACUUCUCCACUACUUAUGCAACCUUGCAUAGUCCCCCUUAACCUCUUGGUUUAUCGAGUCCUCAGUUGUAAAAAUGUGAGGGUUCUAUGAAUUUACAUUUGGAGCAGGACAAGUUCAAGAAGAGCUUGUCUUUGCUUUUAUUUUCCCAGCUGGAAUGUCUUCAUCUCCGCUCCCUGGGUCCAAAUCUAACUUAUCCUUCAGACUCACUGCCAAAGAGCCUUCUACACAAAUCUCUGCCUCUCCAGCUGUUGAAUACUUAGGGUCAGUGCCGUACAAACUAGCUGUCUCUUAGGUUAACCUUGCCACUCAAGCCAGUCACAGAAUGUGGGUUUCCCUUGCCCUUUUCGGUCCCCAGGAUUAUGCCAGCUCACAGGUAUGCUCCACCGGGAGUGUUUACUUCACUAGGACUGGCUGGGGAGAGAAGUGUGAGGGCCCCAGCAAGGUGCUUCUCUGCCUCCACCCUGCUCUCCUCCACAAAACCCUGAGAGCCUGAAACCUGUCCCUCAAGUCACAGAUUCCUUAUGUGACCUCACUGGGUAGUGAUGACCUCACAGGCCUUCUCACAGUUUCCGUGGCAGGGUAACUACGCAGACCGUGGUGCUCUCGGGGAAACUUUCUUACCAGUUCUCUACCGGAUACCAAUCUGUUUGGUUGCCUGAGAAUGUCUGACCGGAUCUUCUAUAUUCAUUCUAACUUGUCCUCUGUCCCCUGGGAGGGCAGCACAGCAGCAGCUGUGGCUCCCACUUCUCCUCCUACACCUGGUCACUACCAUGUCCUCUACCGAGGUUGUGGAGAAACCCAAGUGGGCUGGCAUGGGGAGACAUACUGCCUGGUUGGUGGCUACCGGACCUAUGGGGAUGCUCCUGUGGCCACCCCAGCAAAGGUGGAAGCAGAGAAACCAAUUCCCAGCCGGACUCCCAAGAGACGUCGAGCUCUGACAGAGUCGGAUAAAGACCUAGGUUGCUCCAGCCCCAAAAUUCGGCGAUUGCAGCAUGGUGGCCGGAGGAUGACCCCACAGAAGCUUGCUGGCUGAGCCACUCUCCAGGGAGGGAAAAUGUUUAACCACCCAAGACAGCUAAUGCCUCUUCCUGCAGUGAACCCCACUGCCCAUCAUUGGAGAUUAGAACCUGAGCCAUUCUGUCUGAGCUUUCGUCGGCCAGGAGCCUCCUUCCAUACUAACUGGCUAUAGACAAGGAGUCUUAAGAACUGAGGCUUGAAAUGAGAGGUUUUCUUCCAGGGCUGAAACUGGCCUGGAAGAAAACCUUCUGUUUCUCUGCUCAAUACUUCAGAGUCCCUUCUUGGGAAGAAGAAAGAAAAGUCUGUAUUUUUUGAGCCAACAAGGAUCCCAGAGCAGAGAGAGGGUUCAGACUGGUAUCAGCAGGGGCCCAUCUAUCAGAUGGACUCCUGUCCUGAGUCAUUGCCAGCAGCCAUCAACACAAACCAAGAGGAGCCGGGCUUUUUGAAACUGAAAAAAGCAAUCUGUGUCUACCCAGGGAGCCCCGUGUCUGGAGUUCCAGGAAGCAGAAUAAAGAGACCCAGGAAGACCCACUCCCCAGCGCAGGAAGAAAAUGGAGAGAGUUGGGUGUCACCACCACUGAGGCUUAUGUGCUCCUUCAUUUCCAGCCCUUUCUGGCCCCAAGGGGAUUUCUGACUGUUCAAUAAAACGAUUUUG